Molecule: messenger RNA, 3692 nt
Organism: Tupaia belangeri chinensis (Chinese tree shrew)
Lineage: Eukaryota; Metazoa; Chordata; Mammalia; Scandentia; Tupaiidae
Gene: GLRB
Product: glycine receptor beta
Exons: 10
Coding region: 195-1688 (497 amino acids)
Biological process (GO): chloride transport; monoatomic ion transmembrane transport
Cellular component (GO): postsynaptic membrane
Molecular function (GO): transmembrane signaling receptor activity; extracellularly glycine-gated chloride channel activity
Source: RefSeq, a predicted model, not a curated record
CGUCAGGAUGGAGCUGAGAUGGCCUUAGGAGGUGUCUGAGGGAGCCAGCACACUCGCUGUUUCCUUAGUGAAACGACAGCUGACGGAGUAAUCCUGCAUGAACAAUGUGAGCGUCACAUAGGCGCCCAACGAGACAUUACCUAAACGACUGGGCCGCUUUCUUGGAUCGACCUCCUGAAAUUUAACUUCUCAAGAUGAAGUUUUUAUUGGCGAUUGCCUUUUUCAUUUUGCUCUCCUUAUGGGUUGAAGAAGUCCAUUCUAAAGAAAAGUCUUCAAAGAAAGGAAAGGGGAAAAAGAAGCAAUACCUUUGCCCAUCUCAGCAGUCGGCUGAGGACCUUGCCCGCGUGCCUGCCAACUCCACCAGCAACAUCCUGAACCGGCUGCUGGUCAGUUAUGAUCCUAGGAUUAGACCCAACUUCAAAGGCAUCCCUGUCGACGUGGUAGUCAAUAUUUUUAUUAACAGUUUUGGAUCCAUUCAAGAGACAACAAUGGACUACAGAGUCAACAUCUUCCUGAGGCAGAAGUGGAACGACCCCCGGCUGAAGCUCCCCAGUGACUUCCGGGGCUCCGACGCACUGACAGUGGAUCCCACCAUGUACAAGUGUUUGUGGAAGCCCGACUUAUUUUUCGCGAAUGAGAAGAGUGCGAAUUUCCACGACGUCACGCAGGAGAACAUCCUCCUCUUCAUCUUUCGGGAUGGAGACGUCCUCGUCAGCAUGCGGCUGUCCAUCACCCUGUCCUGCCCCUUGGACCUGACGCUGUUCCCCAUGGACACGCAGCGCUGCAAGAUGCAGCUGGAGAGCUUCGGCUACACCACCGACGACUUGCGCUUCAUCUGGCAGUCAGGCGACCCGGUGCAGCUGGAAAAGAUCGCCUUGCCGCAGUUCGACAUCAAGAAGGAGGACAUCGAGUACGGCAACUGCACAAAGUACUACAAAGGCACAGGGUACUACACCUGCGUGGAGGUCAUCUUCACCCUGCGCAGGCAGGUGGGCUUCUACAUGAUGGGCGUCUACGCCCCGACCCUGCUCAUCGUGGUGUUGUCCUGGCUCUCCUUCUGGAUCAACCCGGACGCCAGCGCGGCCCGCGUGCCCCUGGGCAUCUUCUCGGUGCUCAGCUUGGCAUCCGAGUGCACCACGCUGGCUGCAGAGCUGCCCAAGGUGUCCUACGUGAAGGCCCUGGACGUCUGGCUCAUCGCCUGCCUGCUCUUCGGGUUUGCGUCCCUGGUGGAGUACGCCGUUGUCCAGGUGAUGCUGAACAACCCCAAGAGGGUCGAGGCUGAGAAGGCCAGAAUCGCCAAGGCGGAGCAAGCAGAGGGGAAGGGCGGGAGCGCGGCCAAGAAGAGCACAGUGAACGGUACAGGGACUCCUGUCCACAUCAGCACCCUGCAGGUUGGCGAGACCCGGUGUAAGAAGGUUUGCACGUCGAAGUCUGACCUGAGGUCUAACGACUUCAGCAUCGUGGGAAGCCUCCCCAGAGAUUUUGAGCUCUCCAACUACGACUGCUACGGAAAGCCCAUCGAGGUCAGCAACGGACUCAGCAAGUCCCAGGCCAAGAACAACAAGAAGCCGCCCCCCGCCAAACCCGUCAUCCCCACGGCGGCCAAGAGAAUCGACCUGUACGCACGGGCACUGUUCCCCUUCUGCUUCCUGUUCUUCAACGUCAUAUACUGGUCUAUAUAUUUAUGACACCCUUCCAUGCGUAGAAACGAAGGACCCAUCUCAUUGUGCCCAGCCCACUCAUCAACUCCAGUCUGUGAACACGUUUGUUCUCAUAGCAAUACACCGCAUCCGAACGCUCCGACUGUAAUGAAUGCGGCCCCUACCUGGAAUGGCAGCAUGAGCUUGUACCGCGUGUGCCAAUCCUGAUGUACAUACGUAGCACGAGCAUCCUGCUUUAGGGACACGCGGAGGCUAAGCAUACCACACGCCAAGACGUCACGCCAUCUCUCAGUGUCAGCUGCAGACAACUCAGAUCCUGACGCCGUGCACGCCAAGUCCCGUGACGGCCACCAGGCCGGUGUGUGUCCUUCCUCGUCACUUUCCGAGAAAGCUGUCUGACUCUUGUGUAAUUUAGGUGGAGUUGUCACAGACUAAGCAGAGUUGUACUGCAUAUUGUUUCAACUUUGUAAGUAGAAAUAUAUCGGUUAUAUUUAUGUGGGCUCUGUGGAGAAAUAAAGUUUAAAACUUAUCAAUUUGUAAAAUCAGCUCACUUUAAGGAAUGCUUGUGUUGUCUAAAUGGCAGAAAGUAAAAUAUAGUAAGUAUUUUUGAAACAAGGGGAAAUCUGGACUUAGGUAAAAAUGCACUGAAUCCUGACUUCUGAUAAAAUAUAAAUACAUAGAGAUAGAUGCAUUGACGAAAUACUUAGGAUAAAAAUUCUAUUUAAUCCACCAUAAAACCUAAAUAUAUUUUCAUCGAUUUCAUUUGUUGAUAGAGUAUCAAAAGCAUUGUGCCUUACAAAGAGUCAUAUAUAUUUUAAAGUGGAAGCAGUAACAGAUAUGUGAUUUCAGACCAUUUUUAUGAAAGCAAGGGGAGGACUAAAGGUGACUUGAGCUGGGAAAAGAAGCCCACGCUCAUUGAAGGAGUUCGGCUUUUCUUCACUAAGAUGCAUACACACCUUUAAGAGAGAUUGAAAAUGUUCCCAUUUUCCUUGAGUAUUUGUGGCUAUCUUACAAACAUUCAAAGAUUGGGUGAGUACUGUUUGUUUGUGGUAGACUUCACUUCCGUAUGUCCUUUCUUUCUUGCUAAAAGUCUGGACAACUGAGAUUUUUCUUACUUUGAUCUCAUUUCAAGCCUCACUCAUGAGACCCACUUCCUGACACGGUCGUGGCCCACCCCUUCAUCCUGCCGUAGCCAGCCAGAGCGACCAGUGACCCAGCGAACAUAACCCUAGGACCAAAGAAGUCUGUGUCUGUUACUCUCAUUGUAUCUGGACCUAAUGGCCAAUUCUUAAUAACAUGUGUUGAAUAUUGUCUAUGCCAAGUGCCACAUGUAGCUGAACGCUGUUCAGGUCUGGAAGUCUUGUCUUUGGUCGUUUUAGGAAUGGGGUCUGACCCGACCUCCACAGCCCUCCAGCACCCUCUAGUUGCAAGAGCGCGCUCGUCCCGGUAAAAUGCCACAGGUGACCGCGGUGGAAUCGUCCUCAGACUCCACAAUAGAGCUGAGUGGCAAGUGUCUUUAGUCGGAGUUACAUCGUUUUCAGGUUUAUUUGUAAUACAUUUGCACAUAAUCUGUUUUUCUAUUUUUUAUUUUUCUAAGUUCUAUUUAUGUUGGAGAGUUAGAUUUAAAUGCAGAGUUUUAAGGGGAAGAUGUAUGCCAUCACAAGUCUCAUUAUAUAGGAAUUCCUCUGUGGAAACCGAGGAGAAUGAACACCUUUCCUGCAAUGUGACUUGGACCCUGCUGACAUCAGCUCCAGUGCCUACACAGGUAGCUGGCAGCCCCAGGACUAAGGGUGUAUCUCAAGCUACAAACAGAACCUUAGGCCAUGACACCGCAAAGAACGACUCGUGUCCACUGGUAUUUGAGUUGUGAUUCUUCUUUCAGAGGUUUAGUCACCUGAUUUCAGGGCAGUUCUGGUCCGUGUGCUUUAAUAUUAUGUAUUUCUCGGGAAUCUGUGGUGUGUCUGCCCGGAGGGUCUGCUGAUACCUCAACUUCAGUGUCUUCAGAAUAAAAACUGUCUCCUCAAAAACCAA